This is a messenger RNA of Cladocopium goreaui, 771 nucleotides long. The record is from the annotation of a GenBank genome assembly. Lineage: Eukaryota; Dinophyceae; Suessiales; Symbiodiniaceae.
AUGCGGCACCAGCUGGACGGCCUGGUGAUGGUUGGAAAUCUCGCCAACCAGGUGGACACCGCAUUCCUGGCUGAGGCAUGUGCUGCUGAGAGACUUCCAACAAAGGUUAUUGGAGUCCCAGUAUCCUUGGACUGCAACUUCCCAUUUGUGCAGCAGAGCGUGGGUUUUGACACGGUGACCCGAACUCUGUCCGCAUUCGUUGGAACCAUUGGGAACUUGGUGAAGGCUUCGAGGAAUAUGUGGAUCUUCGUGCGAACAAUGGGUGACGCAUGGUCUCACGUGGCAGUUCAAAUCACUUUGGAGACUCAUGUGCACAUGGUCCUGAUGUCUGGAAGCCAGCUGCUGGGCCAAUAUUUGGCCAAAAUUGUGCAGUGCCUCUGCGAUUUGAUCGUCCAGCGGCAUGAAGCAGGCCAAGAUCAUGGCAUCAUCAUGCUUCCAGUGGGGUUCGUCAACGAUAUCUUGGAGCUUCGCGUUCUUUUCUCUGAGUUGAUGGAGGUCAUGUCCAGGAAUCAUUACGAACAGAGUUGGGAUUCAAUUCCAAGCAUUGCCUCCAAAUUGAAGCCAAGUACAGCAGCCCUGUUUGAAGUCAUCCCACGAGAUGUGCAGUAUGAGAUGUGCUUCGGUGGCCGAGAGAGGUACAUGAACAAGGUGGACUUCUCUACGAUCUCGACGGAUCGACUUCUGCUUCGUUUCGUGGAAAUCGAGUUGCACCGUCGCAGGCAAUUAGGUAUUAUCAAGGAGGACCACCUGUGGAUAGCAGCUUAUGUUUAG